Messenger RNA from Leptopilina heterotoma, 16455 nucleotides. RefSeq names its product low-density lipoprotein receptor-related protein 2 (gene mgl). Gene Ontology annotation, molecular function: protein binding; calcium ion binding. Bases 607 to 14394 code for a protein of 4595 amino acids. The record is from RefSeq and is a predicted model, not a curated record. NCBI's taxonomy places the organism in Eukaryota, Metazoa, Arthropoda, Insecta, Hymenoptera, Figitidae. The transcript has 15 exons.
GAUUUAAAACGUUUUUGAAGGAUACCUUGUAAAUCUAAGAGAGAGAGAGAGAGAAGAAGAAGAUUGUCAAGAGAGUUAGUUCUCUUAAAGAUAAACAGCCCAAGAAUGAUUCACCUGUAAGCUAAAUAGUGCUUCCAGAGUCCCAUGGACCAGGAGACGGUGUGUAUUAUAUAGUGUGUUUGUGAUUGGUCCUCGCACACCGGUCCUGCCAACGUGAGACCUCUCGCCGGUGUGCCGCCAUGUUGCACCGCGCAAUUCUUCGACUAGUCGCCUGCUGACCGCGACCGGGCUAACGUCAGCCUUAUGGAAACAUGAACUGAGCUCGGAAUGAUUUCUCGUCUUGUUCUUCUAGUUUUUUUUUAAUUCCCCCCCCCCCUGAAAAAAAGAGUUGCCCCCCCAUUUUAUUCAUUGAGGAUUUUAAAGAAGAAUUUUUGCCUCCUCCAAAAAAAGGUCGCGUCGGUGGUUUUGUAGUUUUAUAAUUCGCGUCAGUUUUUUUUUCUUUUUUAAUUUUGAGGUUUUUGUUGAUUUGUUUAAAAAUCGGUUUGAUUUUGAAAAGUGAUUCUUGGUGCGUGGCAGUGUGUGAGAAGAACACCACGGGGGUGUGCGAUGGCGCUGGCUGCGGAAUCGCGGCGGCCCUGCACCGUCGCUUCCGGUGGUGAUCGUGUAAUCGGAAGUAGCGGAGGCUCCUACUUCCGAAGAAUCAGGACACCUUGUCUUUUCGCUCUCGGAAUCUUUCUUCUUUCCCAUGUGGCAGUUAUCAGUGCUAUUAAAGAAAUCGGCGAUGGAGUUGGUUGUCCGAUGGGAAUGUUCAGAUGUACUGACGGAAAGUGCAUCCCAUCCCUCUGGGUCUGUAACUAUCAAAAGGAUUGCGAUAAUGCAGAGGACGAGUUCCAGUCAUGCCGACCGCCUGAGUGCGAGCUUGGACAAACGUCAUGCGGCCAGUAUAUAUUUAAUAAAACUUACUGCAUACCUCCCCAUCAGAGAUGUGACAUGACAGUAGACUGUGUUGAUGGCACCGACGAGGCCGGAUGUAAUUACAGGAAAUGUCAGACGGACGACUUCAGGUGUAGCGGAACGACACCUGAGUUCUGUAUACCAAAAGAAAAAAAAUGUGACGGCUAUUUGGACUGUCGAAAUGAAAAGGACGAAGAAGACUGUCCCACUACAAAUCCUCCAUGUAGACUAGAUCAAUUCAGAUGUAAUACGACGCAACAUUGUGUGGAACAAUCCAUGAGAUGUAACCACAGGGACGAUUGCGGUGAUAAUAGUGACGAAGCACACUGCAAUUUUCCUGAUUGCACUGCAGAUCAAUUUCGAUGCGCAAAUGCACUUUGCAUACCGGCGUCCUAUAAAUGCGACGAUUACAGAGACUGUGGCGAUGGAUCUGAUGAAGAGAAUUGUCCGCAAGUGGAAUGUCCCGAUUCGAAAUUCUUAUGUCCUAAAGGUUCUCCAGGUGGCAAGCCAAAGUGUAUCAACAGAACGCAAUUGUGUGAUGGGAAACAAGAUUGUGAAGAUCGGGCUGACGAAUUAACUGCUUGCUCAACAAUUCUGUGCAAUAGUUUAGGAUGUCAACAUAAAUGCCAAGCCUCUCCGGCCGGAGGUGUUUGCUCUUGUCCAGAGGGACGAAUACUAGCAAAUGACUCAAGAUCUUGUAUAGACAGAGACGAGUGCAUGGAAUGGGGUUUUUGUGAACAACUUUGUAAAAACACUGACGGCUCCUACAUAUGCAGUUGUGCUCCUGGUUUUGAAUUAAUUGGAAAAAAUGCCUGCCGAGCAUUGAAAACAAGUCCACCACUCGAACUAUUAUUAGCCCAAGAUCGAACAAUUUGGCGAAUGGAAGCAACUGGACUCAAUCGAAAAUUAAUUGCCAAUACAACGGGAGCGAGUGGUGUUGAUUUUCUCUACAAUCGAAAUCUUCUCUUCUGGAGUGACAUAAAAACAAGGAGAAUUCAUUCACAAUCAUUAAGUGGAAAUCAAGCGAAUUCAGACGUUGAUAUUUCAUUGCCCGGCUCAUGGGUACCAGUGGCAAUAGCCGUUGAUUGGGUUGGCGAGAAACUCUACGUUGUCGAUUCGAUAGUGCAAAAAAUCGAUGUCUUUGAAUUGGACGGAAGAUUUCAUGGUAUCGCACUUGGAUCAAAUCUCACGAGUCCCGCUGAUAUUUCACUCGAUCCAACGAGGGGUUUAAUGUUCAUUGCCGACAGUAAACAAGUUCUCAGGGCGAAUAUGGAUGGGACUAAUACGAUGGCUAUCAUUUCGGAAGCUGCCUAUCGUGUCACCGGUGUGUUUGCGGAUAUUAUUGCGAAGAGGAUUUAUUGGUGUGAUUCACUGUUGGAUUAUAUCGAGACGGCUGACUACAUGGGCAGGAAUAGAGUGAUGAUUCUUCGGGGGACGCAAGUUCCGGCGCCGAUGAGAUUGACGCUUUUUGAGAAUAAAGUCUUCUGGACGGAUACGACGAAGCAGGCGGUGCUGAGCGUUGAGAAGAAUGGUGGGGAGUUUUCGAUUUUGAAUAUUUUUAAGGCGAAGGAUCCGAAGGCGGUGAAGGCACUUCAUGCGUCUGUUCAGCCGUCGGUGCCGAAUCCAUGUGGAAUUAAUAAUGGAGGUUGUCAGCAUAUGUGUAUCGUGACGGCGGCGGCGGAUCGUGACUCGGGUUUGGCGUAUCGUUGCGCUUGUAACAUUGGUUGGAGACUGACGGACGAUCUACGAAAUUGUCAACUCGUGAGGCAGUUUCUGAUGUACUCGCAGCAGAGGUUUAUCAAAGGUCGUGUUCUCGAUCCGGCGAUGGAGGGUUUCAGUGACGCUAUUUUGCCGGUCGUUUCCCGACGAGCGCGAUUCGUGGGUUUGGAUUUCGACGCUAGGGAUCAGUACAUCUACUACAGUGACGUCCUCCAGGAUGUGAUUUACCGAGUUCGGCAAAAUGGAACCGGUCGAGAAAUUGUGCUGGCCAGUCAAAACGAGGGAGUCGAGGGUUUGGCGGUCGACUGGGCCUCAAAGAACUUGUACUACAUCGACUCGAGGAAAGGAACUCUGAAUGUCCUCAGCACCAGGAAUAUCACGUAUCGUCGAACUUUGCUCAAACAUCUAAAAAGACCGAGAGCUAUCGUCAUUCAUCCGAAUCAGGGUUUCAUCUUCUUCUCGGAGUGGGACCGACCGGCGAAUAUAAGCAGAGCUCGUGCGGAUGGUUCGAACUUGGUCGUCUUCAAGAACCUCACUCUCGGCUGGCCAAAUGGUCUCGCCAUCGAUUUCGGCAAAGAUCGUCUCUACUGGUGUGACGCAUUACUCGACCAUGUGCAACACUCCAAUUUAGAAGGCACUGACGUCAAGACUGUCAAUUCCCGACUCAUUCGACAUCCGUUUUCGAUUGCCAUUUACGAGGAUUGGAUGUACAUAACCGACUGGCGAUUGGACGCGAUAAUUCGAUUGCAUAAAGAAACGGGUGAGAAGGAAGUCGUUUUGGUUCGCGAACCGGACACGAAUCGACUCUAUGGAGUGAAGGUGUACAGUCCCGAUAUUCAGAAACCACACACCGAUCAUCCUUGCACGAUAAAUAAUGGUGGUUGCGAAAAACUCUGCUUCGCAGUCCCCAGGAAUAGUAGUUCGAGAUUUUUACCUUCGAGAUUGACGAGAGUUUGCGGUUGUCCCUACGGUGAGAAACUCCGAGACGAUGAGGUUUCUUGUGUUGAGGAUCCGGAAGCUGAACCACCCGUGCAAGCUUGUCCGAACACUUGGGAUUUCACCUGCGCUAAUCAACGAUGUGUGCCACAAUCUUGGGUCUGUGAUGGUGAUGACGAUUGUCUCGACAACAGUGAUGAGAUGCAAAAUUGUACGAAACCGACGUGCGGGACUAAUGAAUUCCAAUGUAAAUCCGGUAAAUGUAUUCCAUUGAAUUUCCGCUGUGACGCAGGGAAUGAUUGCGGUGAUUUCAGUGACGAGAUGAAUUGUCCGAAUGUGACCUGCGGUAGUGAUCAAUUUACCUGCAAUAAUAAUCGCUGUAUUCCAAUCGCUUGGAAAUGUGACUCGGAAAAUGAUUGUGGGGAUAGUUCGGAUGAGGGCGACUUUUGUGCGGCGAAAACUUGUUCUUUUUCACAGUUCACUUGUCCACGUUCCGGACAUUGUAUACCAAAGUCCUGGGUUUGUGAUGGCGAUAACGAUUGUUUUGACGAUCAGGACGAGAAGAAUUGCCCGCCGAUUACUUGUUUGAGUAAUCAAUUCGCUUGUGCGGAUCAGAAGACGUGUAUCAAUAUAACUUAUAAAUGUGAUGGCUUCGACGAUUGUCAUGACAGGAGUGACGAACUUGAUUGUCCGGUUAUUAUCAAACCGCCAUGUAAUCCGAAAACGGACUUCCAGUGCGAUCGAUCGAAAGUAUGUGAUGAUAACUCAGACGAUCCGGAAUCAUGCCCUGAUGUUGAGUGUCAGCCAGAAUUUUUCAGAUGUGAUAAUCAGAAGUGUGUUUUCAAGACUUAUAUUUGCGAUGGAAAAGAUGAUUGUGGAGAUGGAUCGGAUGAGAGUAUCGAGCGGCAUGCCUGCAAGGCGCCUGAGUUUAAAUGCCCGGCGAAUCAGUGGAAGUGUCCGAAUGCGACGAAAACGUGUAUUAAUGUGACUAGUGUCUGUGAUGGUAAAUCGGACUGUCCGAAUGGAUCUGACGAGGGUUAUAAUUGUAUAUUUACGGAGUGUACACGACAAGGGGGACUUUGCAGUAAUGGUUGUAUACAGACGCCUUUCGGUGCUGAGUGUACCUGCCCACCUGGGGAAGAACUCGCGACUGAUGGCUACACUUGUCAGGAUUUGAACGAAUGCGAACCGCCUGGUAGAUGUUCGCAGGUCUGUAUGAACACGAAAGGCAGUUAUUAUUGCAAUUGCGUCGAUGGCUAUGUUUUGGAACGGGAUAAGCAUACUUGUAAGGCUUUGAAUCACAGUGCGGCUUUCUUGAUCAUUUCCAAUCGACACACGAUUCUAGUUGCUGAUCUGCAGGAUCAAGCUCUUGAACGAGUGCCGAUAAAUGUUGAGAAUGUUGUUGCGACGUCGAGCAACAUGCACACGGGCACGAUUUUCUGGUCUGAUAUGAAGUUGAAGAAGAUUUCCCGCCUAGAUCGGAAUAGUGAUCCACAGGAUAUCAUAUCGACUGGUUUGGAUUUGGUCGAGGGUUUGGCGUACGAUUGGAUUGGACAGAAUCUCUACUGGUUGGAUUCGAAGUUGAACACUAUUGAAGUUUCCAAAGAGACCGGAAUGAAUAGAAUGGUUCUUGUGAAGGAGAAUAUAACCCAACCGCGUGGAAUGUGCCUGGAUCCGAGUCCGGGUGCUCGAUGGCUCUUCUGGACAGACUGGGGCGAGAAUCCAAGAAUCGAAAGAAUCGGUAUGGACGGUACCGAGAGAUCGAUUAUUAUCAACACGAAAAUUUACUGGCCGAAUGGCUUGGCUCUUGACAUUGCCAACAAGAGGGUCUAUUUCGCUGACAGUAAACUCGAUUUUAUUGACAGUUGUCUCUAUGACGGGAGCAGUCGAAUUCAAGUUCUUGCCGAUUCGCAUUAUCUACUUCACCCGCAUUCGUUGACUCUCUUCGAGGACGUCAUGUACUGGACGGAUCGUCAACUUAAUCGAGUUCUCUCUGCUCACAAAUUCCACGGUGUGAAUCAAACGGUUGUCUCUCAUUUAAUUUCCCAACCGCUGUCGAUUCAUGUCAAUCAUCCGGUACUGCAGCCGAUUACUCCGAAUCCUUGCGCGAAUGCCUCGUGCUCUCAUCUCUGUCUUCUUUCACCGAAGGGUACGAAUGGCUACAGUUGCAAGUGUCUCGUUGGUUAUAAAUUAUUGUCCGACGGUCGUUGCAUCGAGGAGGAAAAUGCGUAUUUGAUGGUGCUUCGAGGAACACAGAUCAUAGACGUUUCGCUGAUACCAGGCGAUACGAAAACGGGUUUCAUCACUCCGGUCGUUGCGGUCGAGAAUGGACGAUUUAUCGACUACGACAGAACUGAUCAUAUUAUCUACUGGUUACAAGGAAAGGACGGCGAUGACGAGAAUGGUACCAUUUACACAACACCCUACAGCGGAGGAAACAGAACCGAAUUCCCGAAUGCGAACGGAGACACAGGAAUCGUAGGAUCUGCGUCGACACUUGCGUUCGACUGGCUUGGAAGAAACUUGUUCAUUGGUAACAAAUACGCUUCGAAUAUCGAGGCUAUUAAAGUCGACGGAAACAUCAGAUACAGGAGUAUUGUUCUUUCGAAUCACGGAAAGGACACCAGUGUCGCGAAACCGAGAUCAAUGUGCGUGGAUCCGCUAGAAGGUCACGUCUUCUGGGUCGAUGAGGGUGGAUUCGGUGUUCCUGUAAAAAUCGGCCGAGUCAAUAUGGACGGAACGAAUGCGAUAAUUCUUCUCUCGAAUCUCGAUAAUCCGGAAGCAAUCACAAUAGACAUUCCUAGUAAGACAGUUUAUUUCAGUACAGCCAGAGCGAUAAAAUCGAUGACAACCGAUGGACAGGGUCUGCGAACUAUUCUCACAGAAAUUAAUAAUCUGAUGCUCCCGAAAGCACUCGCUGUUCAUGACAAUAAACUCUACUAUUUGGAUCCGAAGUACGAGAAAAUAGAGAGAGUGAAUUUGCCGAAUGGGGAUAAUCCAACUUUGAUCAUGAACGGAGAGGUUGAUUUGAAGACACUCACAAUUUACAAGAAACGUGCAAUCGGUUCUCAUUCUUGUCUGGUAAACAACGGAGGUUGUGAUCAGUUGUGCCUCCCCUCAGCCGGUGGAACCAGAGUCUGCGAUUGCGGCGUUGGCUACAGAAAAACUGCCGACACUCGCUGUGAACCGUACAAAACAUUUGCGGUCGUCACCCAACUCGACGUUGUUCGCGGCUACAGUUUGACCGACUCGAAAGAAGCAAUGGUCCCCAUCGCCGGAAUUGGUCAUCACAUUCUACACGUCGAUGUCGACUACGCCAACAAUUGGAUCUACUGGGCGGAAUUCAACCGAGGCUACUGGAAUGGUAUUUUCCGUGUGCGACCCAAUGGCACACAACUCGAGCACAUCGUCAAGAGUGGAGUCGGUUCCAAUGGAAUUCGAGGAUUGACUAUUGACUGGAUCGCCGGAAAUGUGUAUUUUGCCAAUGUCUUCCCACACGACAAUUACGUUCAGGUUUGUCGCCUCGAUGGAAGUAAUCGUAAAGUUCUGGUCAAGACAACAACGGACGCGCCUAGAGAACUUGCCGUUAAUCCCAUCAAGAGAAUUCUCUACUGGAUCGACUAUGGACAGUAUCCAAGAAUCGGAAGAGCGAAUCUAGACGGUAGUAACUGGACCACAUUGAUCACGAGCGGAAUCAGCACUCCUCGUGACUUAACCAUUGAUAUCACCACAAACGAUGUCUACUGGGUCGACUCCAAACUCGACAUGAUCCAAAAAGUCUCCUAUUCAGGCGGUAAUCGUGAAAUUAUUCGCAAAAAUCUACCGAAUCCGAUUGGACUCGCGAUUUUCGGUCAAGACAUGUACUGGGUAGAUCGCAACCUCGAUACUGUUUACAAAGCGAGCAAACUUUCUGGAAACUACACUCUUCCAAUGUCAAUCAGAACGAAUCUUCAAAAGUUGAGAGAUAUCGCCAUUUUCGAUCCAUCCGUUCAGCCGAUGGACGAGAGUAAUCCCUGUAAGGGAAGUUCGAACGGUGGUUGUGAUCAACUCUGCUUUGCCCUUCCACCCGAGAGUCACAUGACAAUAAAGUGCGAUUGCGCCACCGGAAAAUUGGCGGCAGACGGAAAACGAUGCGAGAACGUCGACGAGUAUCUUGUCUUCGCCACUAGAACCGAAAUUCGUGCCAUUAACCUCGAUCCAAAAUCGACGAACGUACCUUUCAAGCCUAUUAAAAAUUUGACAAAUGUCGUCGGUGUCGAUUUCGAUUACCAGGACAAGAAAUUAUUCUUCACACAAAUUCGACCUUGGGCCAUGAUUGCUUGGCUCAAUUCAGACAAUCCAGCUUCUACAAAACCGGAAAAAAUCAUCAGUAAAGGUAUCAAUCCGGAGGGAAUUUCCUACGAUUGGACACAGAAGAAGGUUUACUGGACCGACUCCUCGAAUAACAGUAUCUAUGCCAUGAAUAUCGACGGCAAGGAUUUGGUAAUGAUCGCCAGAGUCGAUCGACCAAGGGCAAUUGUCGUCGAUCCUUGCAACGGAUCAUUGUACUACACCGAUUGGGGACGUUUCGGAACGUCGGGGAAAAUUUUCCGAACUUCCAUGGCGGGAUCUUUGAAAAAAGCCAUUAUUGACAAGGAUCUUUCCCAACCUAGUGGAUUGGCUAUUGAUUACGAGGAGAGAAUGCUCUACUGGACCGAUGCUGUUAGGGAGAAAAUCGAGAGGUCGGAUCUGAAUGGUAAAAAUCGAGAGAUUCUGAUCAGUGCGACAAUUUAUCCGUUUGCGAUCACAGUGUUCAGGGAGCAUAUCUACUGGACUGAUCUCCAACUCCGGGGGGUUUAUCGAGCGGAAAAGAAUACGGGCGCUAAUAAAGUGGAGUUGGUCAAGCGUCUUGAGGACUCACCGCGGGAUCUUCAUAUUUACUCUCCCGGCAGGCAGCAAUGUAAGGUGAAUCCUUGCAAUAUUAAUAAUGGAGGUUGUGAUCAAUCUUGUCAUCCAGGUCCAAGUGGCGUUGCGGAAUGUAAAUGCGACGAUAACAGUCGAUUGGUGAACGAGGACCGAAUGUGUGUUUCGAAGAAUGUGACCUGUGAUAGUAAUAAAUUCGCCUGUAGGAAUGGAAGAUGUAUUUCUAGAAUGUGGGCCUGUGAUGGAGACAAUGAUUGCGGGGAUGGAUCGGAUGAAGACACGAAUUACUGUUCUUAUCACUCUUGCAGUCCCAAUGAAUUCCGCUGUAACAACGGACGGUGUAUUUUCAAAUCCUGGAAAUGUGAUCACGAGAACGAUUGUCGGGACGGUAGUGAUGAGGAGGGUUGCGUGUAUCCUCCCUGCGCCGCUGGGGAAUUUACCUGUGCGAACUAUCGCUGUAUUCCACAGUCUCAGGUCUGUAACGGGGUGAAUGACUGUAAGGACAACGUGACUUCCGACGAGACUCAUGAAUUGUGUCCCAAGAACACUACUUGUCCGGCAAAUUAUCUGAAGUGCGAGAAAACGAACAUCUGCGUCGAGCCCUAUUGGCUCUGUGAUGGCGACAACGAUUGCGGCGACAACAGCGACGAGAAUCCUCUUCAUUGCGCUCAACGGACCUGUCCACCGAACAGUUUCCGCUGUCCGAAUCAUCGAUGCAUUCCUGCUACUUGGUACUGCGAUGGCGACGAUGACUGUUUGGACGGAAGCGACGAACCGCCUGGCUACUGUCAAUCGGAGGGUCGAACCUGUUUCGGCGACCUCUUCACCUGUGACAACGGAAAUUGUAUUCCUAGAAUCUACAUCUGCGAUGGUGAUAAUGAUUGUCUGGACAACUCCGACGAGGACGAACGACAUCAGUGUAACGAUCGGAAAUGUGACGAGGAGACCGAGUUCACUUGUACGGCUAAUAAACUCUGGAACCGAGCGCAGUGCAUUCCGAAAAAAUGGCUUUGCGAUGGUGAUCCUGAUUGUGUGGACGGAGCUGAUGAGAACGUGACCCUGCACCAUUGUCCGGCACCAACACCUUGCUCGGAGAAUCAAUUCGCCUGUACGAAUGGACGCUGUUUGAAUAGAAGUUGGCUUUGUGAUCACGACAACGAUUGUGGUGAUGGCAGUGACGAGGGUAAAUUCUGUCACAAUCGGUACAAGACCUGCACGGAGAAUGAAUUCACCUGUCAGAAUUUCAAAUGUAUUAGAAAACAGUUCCACUGUGAUGGUCAGGAUGAUUGUGGUGACUAUUCGGACGAAGUGAACUGUCCGUCGAAGAAGAAGAAUACGACGUGUCCGAAUCCUGGGGAGUUUAUGUGUGCGAAUGGAAAUUGCAUCGAUCAGCAAUUGGUUUGUAAUAAGGAGCCGGAUUGCGCUGACGAGAGUGACGAACCGGCUCAUUGUAAUGUUGACGAAUGCGCUCGAGUUGAAUUGAAUCAAUGUGGACAUCGUUGCGUUGAUACUCCGACGAGUUACUAUUGUGAGUGUAAUUCUGGUUAUAAACUACUGGAUGAUGGAAAAGCUUGCGCUGAUAUUGAUGAGUGUAUCGAGACGCCGCAGGUUUGUAGUCAGCAGUGUGAGAAUACACCCGGACACUUUUACUGUAAGUGUAAUGAGAAAUAUUACGAUCGAGCGGCUGAUGAGCACACAUGUAAGCGAAGGGAUAAGAUUCCACCGUGGAUUGUUUUCACGAACAAGUAUUAUGUGAGGAAUAUGUCGGCGGACGCGAAACAGUAUGCGCUGAUGCAUCAGGAUUUGAUUAAUGUAGUGGCGCUGGACGCUGAUUAUCAGGAGGAAAUGUUGUACUUCUGUGACGUGACGGCGAAGACAAUUUACAGGGCGCCAAUUGCUGGAGGUGAGAGACAGGCGAUUAUUCGUCACGACAGUCUUGGUCUGGAGGGAAUUGCGAUCGAUUGGGUGGGACGAAAACUCUACUGGCUCGAUAGGCACGCGAAGCACUUGGACGUUGCGGAAUUGAAUGGAACGAAUAGGAAGACACUGUUGAGUGGAAUUUCUGAUCCUAGGGCUAUUGUCGUUCAUCCAGGAACUGGACAUUUGUAUUUCACCUCUUGGCACUUGCAGGCGUAUAUUGGACGAGUUGGAAUGGACGGAAGUAACUUUAAACAGAUUCUAAACUGGGAGGACGAUAUCGCUUGGCCGAAUGCUUUGACGAUUGAUUACUUCACGGAUCGGAUAUUCUGGGCCGAUGCUCAUUUGGAUUAUAUCGCUUUCGCUGAUUUGGAGGGCAAGAAUCGACGAAUUGUUCUUUCGGGAGCGAAAGUUCCGCAUGUUUUUGCAAUGACUGUGUUUGAUGAUCAUAUUUAUUGGACGGACUGGAAUUUGAAGGCUAUUAGUAAGGCGGAGAAAUUCUCCGGUGAUCAUAUCACGCUUUUGAGGAAUACUACACAUCGACCUUAUGAUAUUCAUGUUUAUCAUCCGCUACGUCAACUUCCGUAUCCAAAUCCUUGCGCGCAAAAUAAUGGAGGUUGUUCACAUUUGUGUCUGAUUGCUCCUCCUGCAAGUUCGUAUUUGUUGGAAGGAUACGGUCGACCUGGAAUGACUUCUUUCAAAUGUAUGUGUCCCAAUCAAUUUAUUUUGGAUAAGGACAACAAGACCUGCAUUGCGAAUUGCACGACUGGCCAACAUCGAUGUGGAGCACCUGAUGAGAAAUGUGUACCUUGGUUCUGGAAAUGUGACGGAGAAAAGGAUUGCAAGGACGGUUCAGACGAGAGCAAUUGUCCGGCGAGAACCUGUCGCGCUGGCGUAUUCCAAUGUACAAAUGGUCAUUGCGUUCCGAGCAAUAGCGUUUGCGAUGGCAUCGACGAUUGCAAAGACAACAGCGACGAAGGAAAUUGUUCAUUGGAAUGUUCCGCUCUAGAGUUCAAAUGCAAAUCCAGUGGUCGAUGCAUACACGAGUCUUGGAAGUGUGACGGCGACGCUGAUUGCAAAGACGGAAGCGACGAAGAUCCAGCAAUUUGUCACAACAGAACAUGCGAUCCAAAUACAGAAUUCAGUUGCAAGAAUGGCAAGUGCAUACCAAAAUUGUGGAUGUGCGAUUUCGAUAAUGACUGCGGUGACGACAGCGACGAACCGGCUUUCAUGUGUCGGCAGAGAAAUUGCACGACCGGUUGGCAACGUUGUCCGGGACAGGCGAACUAUCGCUGCAUUCCUAAAUGGCUGUUUUGCGAUGGAAAAGACGACUGUCGUGACAAUUCGGACGAGAAGCCAGAGAGUUGUCCAUCUUGCGAUAAUAGUACGGACUUUAAAUGCGCGAACAAUCGAUGCGUGCCGAAGCAGUGGUUGUGCGAUUUCGCUGACGACUGCGGCGAUGGUAGCGAUGAAGCUGAGGCAAUUUGCAAGGAUAAAUAUCGAAAAUGCUCUGAAUCGGAAUUCCAAUGCAAGAACGGCAAGUGCAUUGCGUCAAGAUGGCGAUGUGAUCACGAGGACGAUUGCGGAGAUUUGAGCGAUGAACGGGAAUGUCAGAAUUUCAAGUGCAAGAAUGAUACAUAUCAAUGCAACAGUGGUCACUGUAUCGCAUCUUAUUUACGAUGCGACGGCGCGAGAGACUGUCACGACUUCAGUGAUGAGAUUGGAUGUCCGGCAAGAUAUCCUGGUGGAAAAUACUGUCCUCAAACACACUUCCAAUGCGAUAAUAAUCUCUGCGUUUCUCUUACUGACAGAUGUGACGGUACAGACGAUUGCGGUGACGGUUCAGAUGAAAAUAUUAGCAUGUGUGCAACGUUCCCAUGCGAUCCGAUACGAAGAUUCCAAUGCGCCAAUCACAAAUGUAUUCCUAAAUACCAACUUUGCGAUGGAAUUGACAAUUGUGGAGAUGGUUCGGACGAAAAUAACAUAACCAUGUGCGCUGUCAGAAUUCGAACCUGUGAUCCAAUUUCCGAGUAUCAGUGUGCCAAUAAACACUGUAUUGACCGUUUGAAAGUUUGCGAUUUGUCUGACGAUUGUGGAGAUAAAUCUGAUGAACUGGGAUGCCAUAUGAAUAAACACUGCUCGGAUCUUGACAGAGGCGGUUGCUCGCAUUAUUGUCUAAACAUCACAGACAAUCGUUACAUAUGCGGUUGUUACGCCGGAUACAUAACAUCGAAAUUAAAUAACAAGCAUUGCGAGGACAUCAACGAAUGCGUGGAGGGUACACAUCAUUGUUCGCAAUUGUGCACAAAUCUUAAUGGCACUCAUGCAUGCUCAUGUCGUCAAGGAUUUAAACUUUCCGAUCAAAUCAGCGGAGUUUGUCGUGCAGAGGAAGUGAAUGCUUUGGUUAUUUAUGCCAAUGGACCGGAAAUUCGUGCACUCGAUAUCCAUAAACGAGACGAAAUGCUUGUAAUGACGAACGAAAAACGUGUCAAUGCCAUUGAUUUCGAUCCAAGAAAGGAAUACGUCUAUUGGAUCGAUGGAUACGAUCAUCGAAUUAAACGUUCGUUCAUGAUUCACGCAAAGAAUGGUGACGCUAAAAUUGGAUUUGCCCAGGAUCUUAAUAUUCAGACGCAAGAUUAUAUACCGACGAGUUUGGCGAUCGACUGGGUGGCUGAGAAUCUCUACUGGACGGAAGUGGACGACACGGGUCCAAGGGACGUGGGCCGAGUUGUAGUCGCCAAAUCCGAUGGUAGAUAUCGUCGCAGUAUUGCCCAAGUGGAACAUCCAACGGCUGUCGUUGUCGAUCCUCAAUUGGGAAUUUUAGUUUGGGCCGAUGCGGGUUCGUUCGCGAAAAUUGAGGGCGCCUGGAUGGACGGAAGUAAGCGCAGAGUUCUGGUAUCCGAUCGAUUGGGAAGACCUUCGGCGCUCGCAAUCGAUUACGCCAUGGAUCAUACGCUCUAUUGGGCCGACAGUAAACUGAAUACAAUUGAAUCGAUUCGAUUGAAUGGCGCCAAUCGACAGGUGAUACUCCGAGGAUUAAAGAAUCCAAUAUCAAUCGAUGUGUUUGAGAAUAUUUUGUACUGGACAACGAGGAGUAGUGGUGAGCUGAUAAGACAGGACAAAUUUGGACGUGGUGUUCCACAGACGGUGAAGGCGAAUUUAGAAACUACUGGUGGGGCGAAGAUUUAUCAUCGUCUUAGAUAUAAUACAUCGUUGAUUGAUCCUUGCGUCUCGUCGGGAUGCACUCAUCUCUGCGUGGCGAUUCAUGGUGGACACAGAUGUCUUUGUCCGGAGAAUGGACGACCGAGAGAAGCUCACGCGAGUCAAAUGCAUUGCGAUGCCACGGAGGAGAGACCAAAACCAGCGCCGAGAAUUUGUCAAUGUCAGAACGGUGGUUUCUGCUCGGAAGCGGAAAAUAAUGAAUUGACGUGCGAGUGCCAAAAUGAUUAUCAAGGCCAGUAUUGCGAGGUGCUUCCGGCUUCGACGAGAUCCGGAAGUUCCACUGCCGCCAUUGUUGUUCCUAUCGUUGUUUCUAUUCUGGUCUUGCUUGGUGCCGCUGCCGUUAUUCUUGUUCUCAAGAAACGGCCAUUUGGUAAACCAGGUGGACUUGCCAGUCUAACCGGUGCUCAAAGUGUCUCCUUUAGACAAGGAAGCAAUGUCGAGUUUGGCGGAUCUUCGACGGAGCGAAUGGAGCCCCUCGAUGUGGAAUACAACCUUACCGAAGUAAACACCAAAAACCGAGACUUUAGUAAUCCAAUGUACGACGCUGUUAAUCUGGAAUCUGGCAAUACAAACGGAACCAGUGGCAGCGGUAUUUAUGAAGUUCCUGCGGAAAUGAAACCUUCCAGCAUACAACACAAAGAAGCACCUCAACUUCACUUUAAGAGACGCGAGUUAGAUCCAACGCCCAUCGAUUCGGGAAAAGACACUCAACAAUUAGUGGAAGAGGACAAGUCAGAGUGUUAGUUUUUAGAAAAAAAAAUAAGUACUUUUCCAUCAAUUGUGCCUUGAUCUUGAAUUUUUUUCAAUGAGCGCACUCACAAGAAGAAGAAAAAGAAGAAAAGAAAAGAAUACUCGAGAACUCUUAGUAAGUGAAGUUGCUUCAAUUUCAAAAAGCAAUUGUGAUUGUAAUCGCUUUUAAAUGAGUUUUAGCGCGAAUGGUGAACGUUUUAAAUAAGUUUUUUAUACAAAAGAUUUUAAAUAAUGUUUUUUUCUUCUGAUUUUUUAAGUUUUUAAACAAAGAUUUUAUAAAGCGGGAAUCAACGCUAUUCCCAUUAUAUAAAGUGUCAUAAAAAUUCACUUGUUGAUACCGUUUAUUUUUUUUUGUCAUCAGAUUUUGGAAUCAUUUUUUAAAACUCGGAUAAAUCUGACAUUUUAAUUUUUUUUAAAUACUUAUAUAUUUUAGUUACAGAAUUUUUUACGAAGUUUUUAAAAUCUAAAAAAAAACAAAUGAAUAAUUGUUCAAUAAAAGUGACGAUAAAAUGACAGAUUUUUCCGAGACAUAUAUGGGAAUUGUCUUAUAUAUUAUAAAAGAGGACCAGACAAUGUUUAUUUAAUAAUUAUAAUUAUAUUAUAAUAAUAAUUACCGUUGUAGAAAAGAAAGCUCGAGAUCAGACUGCAAUAGGCAGAGUACGAUCGUGUCAUUUUUUUAGGUGUGAUUGUAAGUCUUGUAAAUAUAAUAAUUACGAUAUAUUGAAAUCAUUAUUAUAUCUGUGUACCAUAAAAAAAGCGCAAUACAUUCCAUUUACACUCAAAGUUCUUGGUUUUGAAGAAUAAUAGAGAGUGUAGUGAUAGCGUUAUAAUGGCGUGAAAGCGUUUAUUUACUACGAAGGGUACAUGUAAGUAAAUUUGUAUUUUUUAACAAGUAUUUUUGUAUGAAAGACGAAGGAAGAGUUUAUAUUUAAGGAAGUUUGAUCCAUUGGCAAAAUUUCAAAUUCAGCACUUUUUUCAGAAUUUAUACAAAAAAAAUGAAUACUUUAAAUUAUGUAAAAUUUAAAUACUAAAAUUAUUUAAAUAUUAAAUUAAAAACUAAAUUAUACUAUUAAUUUAAAUUCGAAUGCUUUAAAUAAUCAAUUAUUUAAUUACAUUUAUUUUAAUAUAUUUCAAUUUCGACUGCAAGUUUGAAAUAAUGUCAUAGGUUUAAAAAUCCCUUUUAAAAAAAAAGUGGCCAAUCAGGAACUGAUAAAUAGGCACGUUGUUUAUUUUAUUUUUUUUUAUUAUUAUUAUAAAUGGUGAAUGAAUUUUGUCAUUGCGCGAUUUGUUAAAAAUCUUUAUUAUAUAAAUGUUAAACUGAACGAUUGGUUACGUUAUAUAAAUAAAUGUUUUUUUUUAAAUAAUAGAAUAACGCUCAGAAUAUUAUUGAUCGGCCACGUAAAGAUUAUUGUACAUUUUCUUUUAUUAGAAAUAUUGGGUGCCUCGGCGUAUUGUUCAAUUAAACAUAUUUUUGUUAUCAACAUUACAAACGUACAAGUGUCAAAUGAAAAACUGUAAAUUAUCUAUUUUAAUAUUAAAUUAAUUUUUUUUGUUAAAUCUUGAAAAACAAUAAUUAGAACGAUGCGCUGUUGUACCUUAUGCACAAAUAAUUAUAAAUACACUAUUACAAAAAAAAACAUAGUAUAUAUUUAUAUAUAUAUAAAAAUAAAGAAAUUGUUGAAAUUGACUUUGAUCUGGGCAGGGAUCCAGAGUAUCCUAUAAUAUAAUUAAUAUAUCAGUAUUUCGUGUAUUUUUUUAUAUCAAAGUUGACAAAAUAAUAAUUGUUAAUAUAUUGUGCAAAUAUCAAACUGAUACCGUCCAAUAAUAAAUUUUAAGGAUAACAACUAAACUGUCCCUGUACCCAUUGAAUAAUAUCAAUUAGAGAAACAUGAUUACAAGAGAUGUAUAAUUAAACAAACAAACAAAAGAAAAAAAAAAUACAAAGAGAAAGAGAAUAUAAUUAUAUAGAAGUGUAUGUAUAUUAAGAAACCCUUUUCAAAAUGAACGGGUUUUCCCGCUUUGGAGUGUACAAUAAAACUUAUUUAUAUGACUGAA